AUGGUAUUAUCAUUACAAUUGGCUCAUAGAUUGAAUAAUAAGAAUGUUUUACUAGUGGGAGGUGGCGAAGUUGCAUUGACAAGAGUUGAAAAAUUAGUCAUUACAGGAUGUAAGAUUACAUUAAUUGCGAACGAUAUACAUGAGGAUAUACUGGAGAGGUAUGCACCAUUCUGUCUGGAUAAUGAUUCUAAGGAUAUAAUUAAUCCUGAAUGGGAAAAAACACAUCCAACCGAAGUUUACCGUGUCAUUAGGACUCCUUUUGAAGACAAACAUUUUCAUCUGUAUCAAAAUCCAGAUGGGUCCAGUGUGGAUAGUAACUGGGCAAUGAUCCUGACUUGUAUCCCAGAUAGGGCUGUAAGCGAAUCCAUAUAUUUAGAAUCUAAAAAGCUAUUUGGCAACCAGCAGUUGGUGAACGUUGCUGACAAUCCACCAUAUUGUGAUUUUUAUUUUGGUGCCAAUUUAAAUAUCCCGGCCACGGACUUGUCAACUCAGGGCAAAGAAUCGUUACUGCAACUAUUAAUUUCAUCAAACGGUGCUUCCCCAAGGUUCACUGCAUUGAUUAGAGAUGAGAUCGAUGAAUUUUUGAGACAAUUCGAUAUUGAAGAUAGUGUAUUGAAAUUAGGCGAAUUGAGAAAACAGAUCCGUUUGCAAUCAAAUAAAUACGUCGAAGAAGAUAAUGAUGAUCAUUUGGCUGUAUUGAAAUAUAGAAUGCAAUGGAUUAAAAAGUGCACAGAUAUUUUUGGAUUGCAAAAUUGUUCGAGAAUGAAUACGGAGAAAUUACUUACGCUAUAUGAUAAGAUGUAUAGAGAUGAGAAGUCGACGGUAUUCCCAGAUUCGGAUGAAAUGUUACGCGAGUAUGCUAUUACUGGUUCCAAGUAG
Molecule: messenger RNA, 879 nt
Organism: Tetrapisispora phaffii CBS 4417
Lineage: Eukaryota; Fungi; Ascomycota; Saccharomycetes; Saccharomycetales; Saccharomycetaceae
Gene: MET8
Product: bifunctional precorrin-2 dehydrogenase/sirohydrochlorin ferrochelatase MET8
Exons: 1
Coding region: 1-879 (292 amino acids)
Biological process (GO): siroheme biosynthetic process
Molecular function (GO): precorrin-2 dehydrogenase activity; protoporphyrin ferrochelatase activity
Source: RefSeq, a predicted model, not a curated record